Messenger RNA from Schistosoma haematobium, 16668 nucleotides. Its product is annotated as Rho GTPase-activating protein 26, variant 2. Gene Ontology annotation, cellular component: cytoplasm. Lineage: Eukaryota; Metazoa; Platyhelminthes; Trematoda; Strigeidida; Schistosomatidae. The record is from RefSeq and is a predicted model, not a curated record. Bases 14750 to 15385 code for a protein of 211 amino acids. Gene Ontology annotation, biological process: signal transduction. Gene Ontology annotation, molecular function: GTPase activator activity; protein binding. The transcript has 5 exons.
GUACUAUCUAUUCAUACAUUUAUGUGUAUAAUCGUCAAUAAGUUAACUGACUUAAUGAAAUUCGUAGUUAACAUUUGCAUAAAGUUUUUAACAAAUUAGUUCUGUUUAUUCACUAGUUUCUUUUUUCGGGUAUGUUCCAUAAUGUAGAAAUUUUGUUGUAGUUUAACGUCUAAACAUUCAAUUUCACAGUAAAACAGAUUUUUAUCGUGUUUCGUUUAGCUACUAUAGAUAUGCAUUAUGUGUAGAUGUGUUAGUUGAUUCAUGUUUUGUAUUUAAAUGAUGUGCUAUGUUGGAAUGAAAAUCAUGUGCUCAAUAGUGAUUAGCUUUGAGAGGUAAGUCUCGGAGUUUUUUAAUAGGAUGUUGUGACUAGCGCAGCUCAACUGUGUCGAGUGUGAGACAAUAGGAAAUGGUCGUGCAAUAUUGUGGACUUAUUGAAGUUAGACAUCAACGCUGUUGAAUGCUCGCUCAGUGGUCUGGGUGUUAAGCGUUCACGCGAGACUAAUGUUCCUAGGUUCGAGUCCCGCCUGCGGGGUCGUGGACGCGCAAUACUGAGAAGUCCCAUAUUAAGGCGAAAUGGCCGUCCAGUACUUCCAGGUUCUCAAUGGUCGUCUAAUAUUAAUGGGUUCAUGAUCUCAAUUAAAAAAAAAUUAUUUGUUCCCUUGUGUUUCAACUUAACUCAUUGAAUUACUCGUACUCAAAUGAAAUUUUAUCAUGAAUCAAUCAAGGUUAGAAUCUGUCGUCUGGUAGUUAGAAAUCAAUUGUUUUAAUAAGUGAAUCACAAUUUCACUAUGAAUGUGACUGAUUCAGUCUGAUCAGUGAUAUGUUAUUCAACUCUUAUGUUUGCUAACUUGUUAUCAGAAAACGAGACGACUAAUCGGCUUUUUCAAAGAACUUGUAUUCAGAUAUUAAUUAAAACUUAUUUAUGAUUACGGCAUGUGAUUUGCCAUCGUUGACUUGAAGAACUGAAUCGGUCAUUCUACCCUUAAAACUAGUCAAAAGUUAUAUUUGAGGUUUAGAUUUGGAAAGGUUCUGUUUACAUUUAUUGACUUGGACCUGUGAGUCAGCUUUUGAAUGUCGAAGAGGUCAAAUUGGUCAGUAGAUCAAAUAUAGGUUACUAAAGGAGACUAAACGGUUUUAUCUCUUAUUAAUGAUUGGUGUAUACCUGUAAAAUACCAAUCUCCAAUGCCGCUGUAGUUUGUUGGCAUUGGUCAUUCGAAGCCUUGAUUGGUGCAGAUCAGGGAAGCCUAAUAUGAAUAUCUGUUUGAGGAAUUACACCAAACAUAAAAUGCGUAGGUCAGUGAUGUUCUGCCAUUUGUCUAUUUGUCGUUAACAAAUUGUAGUCUAUGUUUGAUGUAUCGCCUUAGGACGAGUAGGCGAAUCGAAAGUUGAGCGGUGAAAUUCAAUCAGCAAUAAAGAUACAGAAGUGAUUAUUUUCAAGUGAUCAUUCAUUGUGAAUGUCUUAGUCUUGUAGAAGUCAAGUGGUGGCGCUAGUUAGUGAAUAGUAACAUCUCAAAUUCGUGAUGAUACAGAUUUCCAUAGGUUCCAAUCCAGCAUUGGACAGCAUUUCCUUCAAGAUUGCUGAUGUGCUUGGCUUAUGCUACAUGACUAGCAUAAAACCUAUGUCAGUAGUACGUCAUUUUUGUAUUGGUUGCUUGAAACUUCCCAUUGAUUUUUAGAACUAUAAUUGAUUAGUCUCUUAUUGGCAUAUGUGCAUCUUGUGCGGAUUGUCUCGAUAUUGCUUUCAAUUGCAUCAACUCUGGGAUGCAGGUACAUCCAGCUGAUGAGUCUUAAAUAGGACGAAACACGAGUCCUGAAUUUCACUGCUAGCCACCAUCAUUCUAGGUCAAUAGUAUUCUACUGAUUAUCUCUCACCAUCAAGUCUUGUCUUAGACAUAUAGCUCAGUAACUCACUUUUUCAUUUUGUGUAAAUUCUUUAUGAUUUCGGUUUUUUCGCCUUUCCUUUUCCAGUUCAAUUAAACGACAAAAGUUAUGAAUUUCUACUCAAUUUAAUUCAUGCAAUUGAAAAAAAUGGUAAGCAGUUAUUUUUCUUCCAUAUUCGUUUAAAUCUACUUCCGAAUUAACUUCCGAAUUAAAUUCACACAUAUUUAUAUUGUUUUAGCGAAUACACUCACUAGUGACUGGCUUCAAGAGGUAUUUUCUUGAGUUCUAGUGAGAAGCAGUGACCAGUGGAGUUCAGACGGGUCUUUUGUGAGAUAGUAACUCACUGAAGACAAUGGUGGAUGGUGGCUCAAUUCCGUGGAUUAGUUGAAUUCAAACAUUAACACCGUUGGAUGCUGACCAGCUCAGUGGUCUAGAGGUUAAGCGCUCAUGCGUUAGACGCAUAGGUUUUGGGUUCGAAUCUCGUGAGGCGGGAUCGUAAAUGCGCACUACUGACGAGUCCCACAUUAGGACGAAAUGACCGUCCAGUGCUUCCAGGUUUUCUACGAUGGUCUAGCUUCAAUUGACUCAUGAUCUCAACUAUUGAUAUUUUUAAUGAAUAGUUUACUUGAUUCUUAUCGGUUGUUUGAAAAGACAGUAUCUUGUUUUGUCUUAGUUAUAAUGACCUUACAUUGACUAUCCAAUGUAUGUUGUACACUGACAUUAUUUAUUAUAUUUGUGUAGGGCAUGAAAAUGUUGAUUAGCAUUCUGUUCAUGCAUCAGGUUACUCAAUAUCAAGAAUACCUGGUUAAUUAGUCGGUCAUAUGUGACAUGUGAUCUUUAUCUGAAUUAUAGAUAGUUUGAUAUUGAAAUAAAUAUCAAAAAAUGUCGGUAUUUACGUGUAAGAUAGUCAAUAUUGUUGAAGUAUGACCACGGUUACAUUUUGAAAAAUACCAGAAAAUAUACAAUAGUCUCUAGGGUUUAAUUUUAAUCUCAUUAUUGAUUUUGUAUUGAAAUAAACAAAGUAUUUGUAAUGUUUUUUAAGAGACUGAUUCUUGCACUUAUAAUGUUUGAUAGUUUAAGGGAUAUCCAAAUGGUGUAGAAGAUUUGUAGCUCAGAUGAAUGAUUUUGGUGGAGUUUUAUUCUCUGAGCUAGAUGGUUUGAUCGUGUUUUCAUCAAAAAGGAUAUCCAAAUAUAAUAUGUCGAAUCAUUUAGAAAUGCAUCACCUAUCCAAAGCAUGUUUGAAUUGAAUUACUAAAGUUUUUAUUUGAGAAUGUAGCUAAAAAGUAAUAAUCGAUGACUCGACAUAUUUAAUUGAGCCAACUUUAGUCACCUGUCCUUCAAUCACUGAAUAAUCGGAAGAAGUUGCAUUACUUUUAGUUUCUUUUUCUAUGAAAUAUACAAAGUGAAGUUGUAAAUCGUUCAUUUUACUAAGAGUUAAAAAUACGGCCGCUCACUAAUAAGGAAGAAAUAUUUGUUCAGUUAUUGUUAGUUUCCAAAGGUUGCCUAACUACGCUCAGUCUGUUUUGCAUCAAUGAAAGUUUAAAGUAAUUGACUUAACACUUUUUAGAUCAUCCUUUCAACUCAUUAUACUUUAAUUUCUUGAGAUUUCUUUUUGGAGUCACAAUAUGAAAUGGUCAUGAGAAAGUGGUAGUACUUGGAAGAUAUGGUAUUGGUAACUUGAAUACUACAUCUGAUUCGUCUUACUCGGAACGGAACGAAGAAUCAAGGAUUCAGGGACUCGAUAGGCUAUACUGGUCCGUUGUCUCCGACUCAGCUAACUCGAUCCAGAAGUCUUGGUAAGAUGUAGAAAGUGUAUUCUACAGACAAUCAGAAGAUACCAGGUCCAUCAAGCACACAAAUCAAGCGUAUUUAUACAAAAUAUAUAUAAUCGAUAAGUUCGUCAAUCGACUAUAUGCGUGGGUGGUAAGAAAUGCCCAAGCAUACAUCUCCAUACAAGCUCCACAAAGAUAAAAUUACAAAAUAUGAGUUUUGGGGAUCUAACGUCCCCAACAGUAACACCUGAAAUAACGAGGUAGCUAAAGAGAUUAACUUCUAAGGAUUUUCAUAGAUUUUUUUCUAACCAAUGAAAAUAGAGAUAGGAUGGAUUGGUUGACACAAAUGAAGAGUAAUUUUCAAAGUGGAUAAAAAUGAUGGAUCGUAAAUUUAGUAAAAGAGAGUUUUCUUAACCGUCAUCUACAUAUUUAUUGGACACAUAUAUAUGUUUUUGUCCCCGUACUCUUCAAAUGGUUGGUUCGAUACAAAUCAUUGUACAUACGAUCCCGGAAGAUAUAUUACUUUAAUGUAUCUCAGUUACGAAUCAUACGUACAUAUCCCUCGUUGCGGUGUAUCUUUAAAGUGGUGGUUUUAAGUUCCAGACAUCUAACUUUCUGUUAUUCAGUAACAUAUUUGAACGCCACUCCUCAGCUACCUUGAUCAAAGUAGUAGGGUAGUAUGUUUAAAUUUAGAUCAUAAACCAAUCGAUGUUAGACGAUCAUUGCAAACCUGGAAACAUUGCACAGCAGUUCCGUCCUAGUAUCGGACUCCUCAGCAGUAUGCACCCACGAUCCCGUGCACAAGACUCGAACCUAGGACCGUCGUUCUCACGUGCGAACGCUUAACUUCUGGUAACUUUAAACCUCUCUCUUUCCUACAUACUCAAAAAACUGUAUAAAUCAUUGUUGGGUGCAUAAAUCUAUAGUAAAUACACAAUACUUCUUGACCGUCGUUGCAAAUUUAUGGUGAUUUGUAUGUAAAUCACAAGAUCCGAUUCUAAACGUUCUCGAAAAACUAUCUCUUAACUUAUGCGUGACUUGUUUUCGUUAACUUUGUGGACAAAUUUUAUUGUAUUCUCAGUUUAUCUUUUUUUUUGUUUCAGGUAUUCAAGUUGAAGGAAUCUAUAGAACAUGUGGGGUGAAAUCUAAAGUUGCCAGUCUGAUUAAACAAGCUCUAUGUAAGUUUUAAAAUCUGUUGUCAUAAUCGACUUUUCAAUCAUUAGCACAAAUGUAUAUCAGUCCAAUUUAUCACACUUCACAUUAGCAUUAUGAGGAAGUAGCAAGUUCAAUUAUAUAAGAGGCUGUAAGAAAAUACCGUAAGUAGCUUCGUAGUUUUUGUCGUAUGAUGUCUCAAAUUGACUUUUCUUGAAAUCGUGGAACAUUUAUAUUUGAACUCGGUAGUCUGAAAAUGCCGCGUAGUACGAAAUCAAACUGUAAUGUAUCCAACCCUUGCCAGGGUCGAUGCUUCGGACUUUUUCAAGCGACCUACACUAUGACAAGAAACUUACUGUUCAACUGUUCCUAAUCUUUGAAUAGUUCUUCAAAUCUUAUCAAAUCAAAAUCAAAACCUUGUUUUAAUUUAUGUGAUAGUGGAAAAUAGACAUGUGAAAUAUAUUUUUACAAUUGAAUUCACAAGUCGAUCUAAGUUAGACCACCAUUGAAAGCCUGGAAGCAUUAGACGGCCGUUUCAUCCUCGUAUGGGACUCCUGAGCAGCGUGUAUCCACGAUCCCGCAUGUAAAACUCGAAAUAAAUUGUAGUUAAAAAUGCACGAAUUAUAUAACAAUAAUUAUAAUGUUUAUGAUUAUUCUGAGCUUGUAAUUUAAAGGUUGAUAAAAAGUGAAUACAUCUACGUCACUGACUUCAAGUUUGCAUUCUAUUAUGAGACAUCUACUGUAGAUUACGAUUAUCUUGAACGGAAUUUAACUACAAUUGUAAUGAAAAAGUGAAUGCAGUUUUUGAUAUUGUGAAGUGGAUCUAAUAGUUUAAUACUGUUUGAGUAUAGCAUGAUGUAUCUUCAAAAGAGACAAUUUUACUGGUCAUGUAAUCGAGUCGUUUAUUAUGAAAAUAGUUGUCGUAUCUAAUUCGCUUAUUGAUUUAUUAACUUUUAUUGUCUGUAUCGCCGAUGUCUUUCUGUUUUACCAAUGAUACUGGUCAGUGACUAAUAACCCAAGACCUUAGCAUUUAUUAAUCUUCGAGCUCUUCCUCCCAACCUCAUUACACAAUCAGAAAACUAAGUUAUACAUGGCUCAGAAUUUAUACAAUAAUAUACCUCAAAUAUCUGAUUUCUCAGCAACACAAAUAGGAAACUACAAUACAUAAACAACUCAGUCAUAAGUAACUCAAAAAUGUCACAACAGUGGAAAAUUAAUUACUGAUAAAUCUGAAAUAAUACGUUAGAUAACAUCGGUUUAUGAAUCAAAUGCAAUGGUAAUUACUUUGUGCUCACUAGGGAAUAGCUUCAUGAGGGAAUUCUCGGAGUUCUAAUGAGAAACCGUGACCAGUGGAGCUAAUCCAUGUCAGGUAGAGACAGGUAUCUACGUCACUGCAAUGGAAGAUGUUCUUACAAUUUCUUGGAUUUGUUGAGGUUAGACAUUAACAUCGUUGGAUGCCUUCUCAGUGGCCCAGAUGUUAAGUGUUCGCGCGCGAUACCGAAGUUCCUGGGUUCGAAUCCCGCGAGCAGAAUCGUGUAUGGGCACUGCUGAGUAGUAGGGGGCGAAACGGCUGUCCAGUGCUUCCAGCUUUUUAAUGGUGGUCUAACAUCAAUCGAUUCACAAUCUCAAUCCAAAAUUUAAUAAUCUCUGCACAACCCUAUACUGAAAGCUUUUAAAUAGGUGCAUAUAAAAAUCCAGUAAUUCAGGCGUUAAAUAAUUUUUCAAUAAAAAUACGAAUAAUAAUUUCCUUUAGGAUAGUUAAUAUAAGUUCAACCUUACUCUGAUCCUGUUCCACAUGACAAAUGUAUGUUCAGAUACUAACUUACUUACCUACGCCUGUUACCCCCAAUGGGGCAUAGGCCGGCGACCAGCACUCCCCAACCCACUCUGUCCUAGGCCUUCCUUUCUAUUUCUAUCCAAUUGUUGUUCAUUCUUCUCAUGUCUGUCUUCAUUUCUCGGCGUAUUGUGUCCUUUGGUCUUCCGCCUCUCCUUUGUCCUUGAGGAUUUCAAGUGGGGGCUUGCCUUGUGAUUCAGUUGGCUGCUUUCCUUAAUAUCAGUCCUAUCCACUUCCAGCGCUUCGCCUGGAGCCUACUGCCGGUUUCAAGCCCAGAUAAAGAAGGAGAGUUGGGCAUGGGGUUAGCGACCUCAUCCCGUUGAAAACUAACUCGCUAAAAAACACUAAUCAGCAAAAAUAAUUCAAACCAUUUAAACUCUGCCCUAUGAGUUAGAACGUUUUCAUUGAGAAGAGUUAUGAUGCCACAUUGUGAAAGCCCAGUUCCUUUGGAAGUCACGAGGCUGACGCCUCUUCUAACAGCUAGAGCGACCAUUAAUUUGUGUACAUGGAAUGCUUGUACAAUGUGGGAGGCCGAAAGAGUCUUCCAAAUUGCUGCAGAAUUAAGAUACUAACUACCUUACUUUUUCUAAUCUCUUCUAAUCUUGACUGAUUGUGUUAUUUGUUUGAAUUCAUUGGUAACUCAGUCAGUCUCUCUCUCUCUGUGUGUCUUCUGUCCGUUAUUAUAAGAAAGCAUGCGUGAUUCAUAAUCAUGAGAAUUUCCUUAGUCACAUGGUACACAACAAUAUUCUUCACAUAUUAUAAUUACUUGUCAUAGAAACUAUCCAAUUCUAUCAGCCUAAAAUGUCGGCUUAAGUUUUUCAUGAACCAUAUGUGGGCUAUAAAAUGAUUAGUCUAAUAUUUAUAAACUGAUUAAUCUAAGAAUGUCAAUUGAUUAAGUUAACUUUAAAUCUAUUAAUCAGAUUAGUCAAAUCCCAUUAGCUACCUUAAACAUUGAUGUGUAAACUUGUAGUAAUUUGGUUACAUUACAAAUGUACUUGAUAGGUGUCAAUCAGUAUUUAAUACUAAAAAAAACAAUACUUGAUUUUGAUGGAGUUUUGUUCUCUGAGCUGGAUGGUUUGAUCGUGGGGCUUUCAUCGUUCUUCUGAACAACAUCAUCAGCACAAACUUCAGGCAGAAUUGAAGUGUUCGAAUUUCUCCAUAUGCGUUUCACAGCUUGUUCUGUACACCUCGAUGUUGAUUGGUUCUUAUUGACCUUAAAUUUGUACUUGAUUACUACUAUCCAGAUACCGAUUAUAAUGUAAACAUUUGAGUCCUACUGAAAAGAUUAUUUAAUAUCUCUUUGAUUGCAACACACUUGGUGACGUCGUAGUAUAAUCUGUGUGACUAUAUCACUCUGUUGAGUUUUGUAGAUUAUUUCCAACUAAUACAUAGUCUCAUCUCAGAGCUUCUUUACAUAUUGUUUCAUGUUGAUAGAGAUAGCUAAUGCAUAUACAAGGGAGAUGAAAAGGGGAUUAUUCAAUCGUCUAAUAGUUUACUAUUUACCUUACUGAUAUAUAAAGGAUUGGUAUAUAGUAAGUUCAUUACUUCUUCAGUGAUACUAGAUAUAGUCAAUAAAUUAAUAUAUUUAUAAUAUCCCAAUGAGUAGAAAAAUUAAAUUUUAUGACGUUUCGUGACUUAGUGUAAGCCACUUCUUCAGACAAAAUAAAUAACCAAAUCAAAAUGAAUCUAAGUUCAAAUAGUACAACGGAACAACACAAGAAUAUUAUUAUAUGCGAUCAAUCAACAACAAAGAAUAGGUCUGAAUAAAUCAAUGUUAUGUCAUUUCGGUCAAGGUGAUUCAUAAGUGACAUGUAUGUAAAUUUGUGUGUGUGUGUGUGUGACAAAACUAUAAUAAUCACAAAAGCUGACAAAGGCAACACAACAGUGGUCAUGAAUAGAAUAGAUUAUAUUAAUAAAGCUCUUGAACAUCUCUCUCUACAGGACCAUAUGAAAAGAUCGAUCCGAAAAAAUUCUCUAACGAUUAAAAAUUAAAUUAGGGACAAGUCAACUUUUGAAAGAACUAAAACGAGUCAUUGGUAUCUCGUUAUGGUUUUCUCUAUAUCCCAUUUCACGUUUUUAUGGUAUACCUAGAAUUCAUAAACCAGACAUCCCUUUUAAGACCUAUAGUAGACUUCACGAACACACCAACAUAUGCACUAUUGAAGUAUCUGAGCGGCAUAUCAAAGCCACUAUAACUUAACUUACAUAAUGUAAUUAAAGAUUCCUGUGACUUGAAAUCAAAAAUGUCGGAAUUAAUUAUCGAAAAGAAUGAAGUCAUGGCAAGUUAUGCUGUUGUAUCAUUAUACACUAGUAUUCCUAUUGAUAAAUGCUUAGAAUUUAUUGGUGGUUUACUAGAGAGCGAUAAUACUCUUCCUGACAGAUAUCCUUUAAGCAUUAGUCUAAUCAUGAAAUCCUUAAAACUCUGCUUAAAUUCGGCACUAUUUACUUUUAACGAAACUUUAUACAAACAAACUAACGGUGUAGCAAUGGGAUCCCCCAUAUCCCCGAUUGUAGUCAACCUGUUUAUGAAACACAUAGAAUCAAAUAUUUUCGCCAAUGACACUAAAUCACGGAUUUGGCUUAGAUAUGUAGAUGAUACCUUUGUUGUCAUAAAAAAGGCUCAUCUAAGAUCUUUUUCGAAACAGAUCAGUACACGUUCAUCGCACAUCAAAUUUACGAACGAGAAUGGAAAUAAACAUGGUGAACUAUCAUUUUUAGAUUGCUUAGUGAAAAGAAAUCUAAAUGGAAUUAUAAAUUGAUCCAUUUACCGAAAACCUACACACUCAAUGCAAAGAUCUCGCUAGCCCUAAAUCUUUUUAGAAGAGCAAACAAGAUUAUCACAUCGGAAGUGAAUAAACAAAAAGAACCAACGAUUGUAAUUAACAUUUAAUACAAUUUAAUAAUUUUCCUGUGAAAAGGUUUUUCCAAUUACAAAGAACGGAGUGUAGCUGAAGUGUCCUAUGUAAUGCUUAAUCCUACUGCUUUCAAUAGAAAAGAAGGCCUUAUCAUACAUCCUACUUGGACUAUCUAUCCUAGCCACCUAGUCUGAUAUCAUUCACAAUUCACACUAUCAUCUUACAAAUUAAACUCUAUCCUUUCUCAUCAUAAAGAUCACACAUUUUUCAUCCUUAAUAGUGCACACAUACACGCACACAAAUUUACAUUCAUAUCGCUUAUGAAUCACCUCGACACUGAUUCGUUCGAACCUGUUUUUUGAUUGAUCACAUAAUGUUCUUGUGUUGUUCCGUUGUACUAUUUAAACUUGGAUUAAUUUUAAUUUGGCUAUUUAUUCUCUGAAGAAGUGCCUUACACUAAGUCACAAAACAUCAUAAAAUUUAAUUUUUCUACUCAUUGGGAUAUUACAAGUAUACUAAUUUAUUUAUAACAAUCCACCCAAUGCUUAAUUUAUUCGGAAUUAUCAAGUCAAACCUUGAUAAUGAUAGCUAGAUACAGUCAAAUUUAAUUUUAUGAAUAAUCAUUUGAUAUUCAAAUGUAUCUAGACGCCGACCGUUGUUUCUACUUUGAUGUGGUAGUCGGGCUUGCCUAUUGUGACCAACCAAUCGAAUUAUGCUAACUGGAACAAUCACUCCUCAAGUUUCUACUAUGCCAGACAAGUCGGUUGGAAAAUGGUAAGACUAAAAGCAGCAAAACCAAGGUCCGAGGGCGAAGUCGUACUGUUGACUGUACAGAGGUGUGACGGUAGUAAGAUGUUUCCCUCAAACGACCAACAUAACAGCGAUGUUGUCUUCUCACAAAAGAAGGGUGAUUUAGAAAAAGUCUAUCUCAAAAAAGCAUACCUCACCUUAUCCCACGGAUAUCUGUCUCUGGCGGUAAGGUCUCAACAAGUACGGAGCUAACACGGAAAUUACUCACAAGAAGGUCGUGUGUGACCGGCCUCAAGCAGUUGUCCCUUGGGCACUGUGGUCACGCUUUCAGGUCACCAAGACCACCCCUAGCCCGAUUUCCUUUUCAGGUACCUCCAGAAGAACCCUUCCACGGUGUGGGCAACCGUGAAGUGAUAAUCGCCCUCAUUCCUCCAACAGCACUCUAGACUGUAUCUAGACCACGGAUUCAUGUGUACAUUUUAUUAUUGUUUAUUUUUUAUGUAUAAUUCUCAAGCUCCAUCAGGAAUAUCCAAGACGACUUUGUCAAAUUAUGAAUUAUGCGUUUUAACUGGUGCAUUAAAAAGUUUUAUUCGACAAUUAGAAACUCCAAUUAUGACAUUUCAAUUACAUGAUUCAUUCAUGUCUGCAAUGAUCGUUUGAAAACGAUCUCUGUUUUAGUGACGGGCAAACUGCUUAUUUUUUUGUGAUGCCGUGAUCUGACUCCGAUUUGGACGAACGUAUGAAUAUAUUAUGAACAUAAAUCUUCCAUUUAACUCCGUAUACUGCCUAGGCUAAACGCGUUUGUGUGACGGCGGCACCAAGAAGCUAGACAUUCAGAAUAAGGGGUAGAAAAGCGAAGCUGAGCCGAGAGGACGAGUAAGCCCAUUCUAGUUGAUUAGGUAUGACUUGGUAUUUAUAAUUAGACAGGUGUAUGAUGAGUGGGAUGUGCAAUGCACAUGCAUACGCUCAUAUAAAAACAGUCAAGGUUAAUAAACCAAUUAUUAACAAGGUCAAAAUGUGACUUGAAAAGAGGGGGUAAAUCGGUUGGUACGAGAGCUAGAAUAACCCUUGUGGGCUUGACAUUACAAUGUAUUUCAUAGAAAAAAAGUCAUAACUAAACAUUCUGGUGGAGUUUUGUUCUCUGAGCUGGAUGGUUUGGUCGUGGAGCUUUCAUCGUUCUCCUGAACGACAUCAUCAGCACAAACUUCAGAUAGAAUUGAAGUGUUCGAAUUUCUCCACAUAUGACUCUCAGCUUGUCCUGUAGACCUCGAUCUUGAUUGAUUAUUGCUGACCUUUAACCUAUCAUUGUAUACUUCCUUUUUUUUAUUGUAUCUCCCAUUAUUGAUUUGUCUCUUGGUCUUAUGGUUGACCAUAAUUUUCUGAUUGGUCGAUCAUUGGAAGAUACAAUCAAAAUAAAGUAAACAAUGACAGGUUAAAAGUCAACAGUAAUCAGUCAAGAUCGAGGUCUACAGGAAAAGCUGGGAGUCAUAUGUGGAGGAAUUCGAACCCUUCAAUUCUGCCUGAAGUUUGUGCUGAUGAUGUCGUUUAGAAUAACGAUGAAAGCUCCAUGACCAAAUCAUCCACCUGAGCUACAAAACUUCUCCAUCACAGUAAACAUUCAGCAACUAUAUUCUUCUUCUAUUAUAGUAUUUUAAUAUUGGAUCUCGUUUGAAUUGUUGUAAUGUGAUAGGUUUUAGUGAAAUUUCGAUAAUUUUAUGACAAGACGAAGUUUAUCAGAAUUAUGUGGUUUAUUUGAGCAAUACAUUUCAAACGAUCUGAUCACACAUAUACUUGUCAAGACAUUAAAAGGUUAACUAGACAUAUUAAAGGUAAGUCGUAACAAAGAAAACGAAUAAUAAGGUACACAAAAACAAAGUGAUAACCACUCUGGAUAAUAAAUCAGUAUUACCAGGGUAGGUUAAGGAUAAGGAUAAAUUAUUUUUGAACGCAUGAAGGGGAUUUCAAUUUCCGUAUCUCCAAGGCUUCAAUAAACCUUAGUAUAAGUCCUUAAAGGUUUUUGUAUAACACUAUAAAUGCUGACUUGAUGUCAACUUUUUGACCAGUCUCAAUCAAAUGUUUCGCAACUGAGGAUGAUAUCAGUCUAUCCUGUGAUGUUACUUGACCAUUGGAAUUCAUUUGCUUCUGCAGCCAUUUUGAUAUGUGUUCACCCACCCUUAAUUGGAAAUCACGAUUGCUCCUUCCUGUGUACAUGUUUCCAUGCAUACAUGUAAAUUGAUAGACACAAUGAGAUGUGACACAAUCGUUUACGUGUUGUUUGGGCUUUUGAUGAAACACAGACCUUGUCUUCUCGAUAGUGAAAUUGGAAAAAUCUGUACACAUCACAAUCAAGACUGAGUUCAUCUGUAAUGUUACAUAUUGUUGAAGGGAAUAUUUUUUUUCACCUGAUUUAACUAACAUUUUAAUUCAAAUGAUGGUGUUAUUUAGUUUGUUUUAUUGUCAUUGAAUUGAUUUGACUUGAAAAAAAUGCUCAACUACUCAUCCAUCUAUACCAUUUCUCAUUUUGAUCUCUAACAUUUUAGUUACUUGUUCUAUGUACAUAUUCACAAAUCGAUCUCUAUUAAAAAGAAUAUCUAGUAAAAUAUAUCUUCAUUACCAUUAAUUUAUCUGUAAAAGUUAAACAGGAUAUAGAUAUUACAAUGAUUGAGAUCAUGAGUCACUUAAAGCUUGACCAUCAUGGAAAACCUGGAAGCAUUAGACGACGCGCGAAACUGAUAGGUCCUGGGUUCAAAUCUCACGAAGGGGGGGGCAGGAUCGUGGAUGCGCACUGCUGAGGAGGAGUCCAACAAUAGGACGAAACGGCUGUCCAGUGCUUCCAAGUUUUCCAUGAUGGUCUAGCUUCAGUGAACUCAUGAUCUCAACCAUUGGAAUUACUACAAUAUCCACAAACCCUCUUCUGAUCAGAUAUAGAUAUGGUUUACUAUGAAUUUAACAUUUCUCAAAAUAAUGAUAGUAAUAAUUAGAUAUUAGAAAGAAGAUGAUUGAACAACUGUUCAAUACAUAAAUGUAAUUGAUCUCAGCUAUGGCUUUGUUCUGCUCUAAUUUGAGGAACUUGAAUACACAAACGUAUAUUUGUUUACUGAGUUAAGAGUAUAUGGUUUAAAAAUUUGUUCAUAUAUAUGUAUACUACUUAUGAUCAAGUUUGUUCCAGUAACCUGUAGGAAAGUUAUACGCUUACACCUCGACAGUCAUAUUCCUGUUAAUGUAUAUAAUAGUUAAUAACAAGUUCGCAAUAUGUAUUCAAUGAUGAUUUGGACUAAUAUUAGUUAAAACGUCCAACUUUCAACCUAUAAGUUACAGUUUUGAACCCUUUCUCUAUUUUCCUGCCUUGAUUAUAUCAUAUCACUAACAUUUACAUCAUUGAAGUCUAACUGAAAUUUAAAGUGUAUACGAUUUACAUUGAAUAUUCAUUGCCUAUUCAAUUAAUUAAUGAAUUUGUGUAUUGUGUUUAUUUAUUGGAUUGUUCUACUUGUUGUUACUGAUUGUUUUCUCAAUUUUAGAACGAGAUAAUGCUUAUCGAUUAACAGAACUUAGUGCAUUAUUAAAAUUGUUACCACCAGAAAAUCAACGUACUUUAGACUUACUGAUUAGGCAUUUAUCAAGCGUUGCUGCCUACAGUCAAUUGAAUCACAUGAAUCCAAGUAAUCUAGGCAUUGUAUUCGCACCAUCAUUGUUUCGUUCACGUGAAGAAUCUGUCGCUGCGAUUAUGUCAACAAAAUUUGCUUCAACUGCUGUCGAAUUAAUGAUUAUUAAUUACUCAAGUUUAUUUCCAAUACAUUCAUCGAAUAUUCUUCGACCAAUACCUCAGUUAUCUUUACCAUUAUCUACUACCCCACUUGUUAUGGAUGAUAGAAAUGGAACUAUAAGCGAAAUUAACAAUACCACUCAUAAUUCUAUCAGUGAUAUAUUUGAUAGUAAUAAUACUCCUACUAAUAUGGGAAAAUAUAACCAUAUUAAGAAUGGUGAAAACUCUGUAGAACCAGUGUAUACUACACCGGUUAUUGGCUAUCCUUUUCAAUUAACCAUAUGUAACUCCUCAGUAGUGCGCACUCAUGAAGCGGACAACGACCAAACACUGGACUUUUAUGUCAUCAGUAGAUUCACUGAGUCUGGGUCCAACUGUACAAUUACAAUUAAAAUUAGUUUUCAAUGAAGCAGAGGAAUCCCCUACUAAGACAAAAUAGUCUUUUGGUGUUUUAAUUCUUACUAAUACCUCAACUGAGAUCAAUUUGUAAUGAUUGUAAUCUACAUAUUGGUAUCCCACUAAAUCCAUAGUGGUCGAUUCUAGUCAAGAAUUCAAAAGCAUGUAAACCAUGUUCUCUCCUCUGUAGUUUAGUUUAGUUAGGAAGUAUCAUCAGCCUUCCUACUAAUAAUAAAAUAUGGCUCAAAACCUUUACCUAGUCAAUCAACUAUGUUGCAUAUAUUUCAUGGUUUCGUAAAAUUCUUACAUACAUAUUUUAUUAACUGAUAUCAUUAGAUCUGAAAACAUGUUCACUUCGUCCAGUAAUGAAAACUACUCAUCUCAAACAUCUUUACAAUCGAUUAAAUCAUCAUCUACGUUUACAUCUUCCUUCACAACAACAUCAACAACCACGAAAUCAAAUUCACAAUCAUUCAAAAGUUCACCAAGUCUCCCAAUCGCAUUACAAAUUGUCCAUGACAAUGAAUACAUUACUAAUCAACACGAACAAAAUUCAACAAAUGAAAAAAUUUUAAAUCAUUCUCUUCAUCAUCAUAAUUCUUUAUUAGUUACAUCACCAUUAUCUAUUCAUCACAAUAAUCCUUUAAUUGAACCAUCAUUGAGAUCUCGUAUAUCACCGCAACGUAGCAGUCCGAACCCCCCGAUUCAUUUAGUUGUAUCGCAAUCUUUUAGAAAAUCGCCGGCACCACCACCACCGGUGACAUCAGCAAAGUGUGUAAAUACAAUCCCAGUAAGAAGCUCAUCAGCAAAACCUAUCACAUUGUCACAAACUCCUGUCACAACGACAAUCAAAGAAACUGCCACUACUGCUGUCAGUGCUUUGAAUCAUGAAGAUCUAUCCUCUCAUAAUCACUCUGAUAAAUGUAAUAAUUUUGGGGUUGAAUCCGAUCAAACAUGUAUAUCGCAUAUGUCUUCUGAAUAACAUUAUUUGAACUGCUCUCUAUUCUGCCAGGUAAUUGUUCUUUUUUUGCACUUUUUCGAUAUAUAUAACGUCAACCUGUAAAUCAUUGAAGACAUGGGAAAACUUAAAGGGGUAUGUACACUAGGACCCCCAAGAGACUGAGUCCAUGAAAUGCAGGCCUCGUAUGGUGUGCCUUUACCUCGUUGAUAUAGGAUCCACCAGUCCAUGUAUCCAAUCUAAAAGGGUUCAUCACAAUUGUACCAUUAUAGCAUGACACGAAAUUGAAUGAACUUUACAAAUGGAGGUUUUUUAAUAAGAAUCAGCUCAGUAGUGCCUAGCCUUAUGAAGAAUCUUAGAGGUUUCAAUUUGAAAUCUUGACUGGUAGACUACUAUUGUUACUGAUACUUCUACUACUAUUAGACAUCAUAUCUAUGAAUGGUGAUAUGAAUUGAGUUUAUCAGUGGACCAUUCUGUGUUUGAAGUGAAAAGUAAUGGGUUCCAUAUACAGUGUGAACUUUAUCAACGGACCUAUCUAGUCUCCUAUGUAGGAAAAGACACUCAUGUUGUAAUCCAUUUUUAAUCAAACUUUAACAUGAUGUUACAUAUUUUAAUAAAAAACAAAGACUUAUUCCUUAUUUUCGCAUCAUUAUGUUUCAGAACUUCAAUGCAUUGAUACAGAAGUACAGAUGUCAAAUAAAAUGUACCAGUAUAUCACCUAACUUAACUGAUUGGUUGAAAAUUUCUAUGUACAAAUUAUUCUACUUAAAUACUUAUAAAUAGUGUAAAAAUGUUUGAAAAAUUACUUGUCAAAUAGCGUUCGACUUGUCUUCCUUUCUUUUUUUUGAGAAAAAUAUACAUCAUAUUACUUAUAUUUACGUAUGUACACACUAUUUUUAGUCUGUUUUUGAUCAAUCAAGGUAUCUCUUUUAUGCUGUCGUUCUUGUUUGUUCCUUUAGUUUUUUUCUUUUUCAUUGGAAAUAAUCUCAGUAUCUGUAUUGUACGUCACAAUGAGAGUAAAAUAAAUUGUAUUAUGAUGUAUAUCCCAGAUUAUUUACAGGUUGAUUUGUUAGUUAAGUUUUUUUUAGAUGUGUACUGACUUCCCAAAUGAUAAGAGAUCGUUUUUCUUGUCAUGAGUCGUUCGUUCGCAAAUUUCCAACAUUAUCUCAUGAAACAUUUGUUGAAAAUGUAGUAUUGACCAUUCCCCCCCCCCAGUAAUUUUGACUUUGAUACAGUUAUUUAUUGUAAAUAUAAAGUUCAGAAAUGAAUAACGUCUUUUCAUUUUUGGAUUUGAUGGAGGUUUGUCG